GCUAGCACAACAAAAUUAAUUAGUUGGAUUGCAGUACUUUUAAAGAGAAGUUAAGCGGUAAUUAUAAAAUUAAAUCAAAUACAAAUGAUUUGCAAAUUAAAUUUCUUGCAAUGGACUACGAGCUGUUUAGUCUUACUGUGCUUAGUUAGCAAAGUUCAGCCGGAGCAUGAUUUCGAUGAUGAUAUCUCAGAUACUUAUAUACUACAAAGGCCGCCUUACAAAAUGGAUCCACCUUAUAGAAAUCCUUAUAAGCCGGUAAGAAAACAUAUACAAACUAAAAAGAAACCACAACAACACUUUGCCAGCACUACCGAGGCAUUGUGUGUUAGAAAUUUAAAAAAGAAAAAGGCUGAAGAGGAAAGAGAAAAUCCUACCAAAAAAGUUGUGCCCAGUGGUAAUCGUUGGCAUGGUCCGGUACAAUAUGGCGAAUAUAUGGGAACAACUAAACGACAUAAAGGACGAAGUACUAGAAUACGAGUUAUUUCUCCGGUGGAAAGAAAAUUGCAUAAAUGCUACAAAUGGGUUAAUUCCCAGGAGCUUAAAAAAUAUACCUGGCCUGCUAUUAUCCAAACUAUAGAAAGCAAAGACUUGUAUCACAUUGAAAUAUGCUGUCCCGAUUUUGGACCUAUACGUUAUAUGGGCAAUACCUUGUGUCGUCCUUUUUGCUCUAGCUGCCGUAAUGGCGACUGUAUUGCUCCCGAAAAGUGCCGUUGUUUUGAUGGCUUUGUUUUGACUGAUAAUGAUGAGUGCGUCUUUACCUGUCCGAUUUCCUGUUUAAAUGGCCGUUGCAAUUUAUUGAUGGGCAGUUGUUUGUGCAACAAUGGCUACAAGUUGGAUGAGACUAAACAAUUUUGCCGACCUAUCUGUAGUUCGGGCUGUGGCAUGAAUCCUUUGCACAAUUGCACUGCUCCAGAGGUUUGUGGUUGUGUGAAGGGCUACUCGUUGACCGACAAUGACUGUCAGCCAAUUCCAAGAGGUUGAAAAGCUAGAAACAAUAAACUUGUUAAUGUUUGUAAUAAAAUAGAUUAAAUA
This is a messenger RNA of Calliphora vicina (urban bluebottle blowfly), 1032 nucleotides long. RefSeq lists its product as uncharacterized. Lineage: Eukaryota; Metazoa; Arthropoda; Insecta; Diptera; Calliphoridae. The record is from RefSeq and is a predicted model, not a curated record. The coding region runs from base 85 to 981 and encodes 298 amino acids. The transcript has 2 exons.